This is a messenger RNA of Pteronotus mesoamericanus, 663 nucleotides long. RefSeq lists its product as uncharacterized. The record is from RefSeq and is a predicted model, not a curated record. Bases 1 to 663 code for a protein of 220 amino acids. The transcript has 2 exons. NCBI's taxonomy places the organism in Eukaryota, Metazoa, Chordata, Mammalia, Chiroptera, Mormoopidae.
AUGGAGUGCGCUUCACCACUUCAAACUCUCCGGUGGUUCCCUGAGGGCCAGAGGAUGCUCGGAGCGCCCUUCUCGCUCUGGUCCUGCGCCUGUCUCCUGCCGCCUCCCAGCUCUCAGAAAUCACCUCUUCCAGGCGGCCGUGGGACAGCCAUCAGCUUGGUUAGGGACUUCUCUGUGCAGGUAGAAGCCACCGCCCUUCCCUUGUGGGGACCUUACGUGGCGGCGCCGGCUUGUGGCCCUCCGUGGGGUGCGCACCUCGCCGGGUCUCUGACUUCAGCUUCGAGGAUCGAGCGACCUGGGAAGGACGAGUCCCUCGCCAGCUGCCCUUCUCUCCUUCGUUUCCGUUUCGUCAGGCCAGCGCUCGGACCUGCCCGUUGGACUCGUGAACAUCACACGGAGGUGAGAGAUUCAGUGACGUUCGGGAUAACACCUGGCCCAGCCCCUGGAGGUGGACAAGGGCAGAGCAGUCCUUCCGACGCCAGGUGUGGGCGCCACCAGCGGUGCCAGAGCUGCCCUGCGACUGUGCCCCCGGGGCCGGGAGCGGGGCUGGGCGAGGAGCGCUCGGGGCUGGACGGCUGUCCGCGGAGCCACGGAGGUGUGGCUGCAGAGCGGGGGGUGCCUGCAGAGGAAAAGCAGGAGCCCAGCCCGACACUCGGGAUGUGA